AUCCUUGCUUGUGCAGCUAAUUCUGCUAGCAGCUAAAGUGGCUAAAUGUUGUUUUGCAGUUUAUUUUAUGGUCAAUCUGGUCAAAGCAGUUCUGACCAGAUUGGCAGAUAGACAGAAUAUGCCUUUAAACUUUAAUGGUGCCUCCAAGUUAUCCAAAAUGUAUAAGUUUUGAUAUUUUAGCAAACAGAAUUAGCUUUCAAAUGUGUCUCAAACCCUGGUGCUUUAGAAAGACCUAAACUUGUUCCCGACACUUUAUUCCCAUGGUCAUUUUAUUUGGUGCGAGUAAAUUAGUGUUGCAGUGAUUUGGUGAAACAUUUGGCACAGCCUAUAGAGAUGACAUUCAACUUAAAAAUGCUAGUAAAUAGAUUUUUGCUAAGCACCAGAUUUAGCCAUCUACUUCCAAUUCUAUGCUAAGCUAGCUGUUAGCCCUGGCUAUAUACCCACAGUAUUUGAGGCCUGAUUCACCUGUUGAAUGUGUUUUUUUUUCUUUUUAACUUUUAUUCUAUAAAUUGCAUUAAUUUAAAGAGAUGAACUUCAGUUGAUGAAAAUGUUUUAAAAUGUGUGCUUUCAGUCUAAAGAAAUUGGAAUGUAAGCCUUUUGUUUGGAGCCACAAAGACAUUUUCUCCUGUUGGUUCAUGGUGAGCAGCAAUCAGGACAAACAAGAAACCUGAUCUACAGAGUAGCAGAGUCCCCUCCCUCGUUUCUCUUCCUUCUCACACCUGCAGCGUAGAACGGCAAAACAACCAGCAGUCUUUCUUUACAGCGGAGGGAAGGUUUUGACUAAACUGUUCUUGAAAUGUGGAUUUUGUUGGUGUCUUGGUGACAUUUUGCUAAACUUUUUAUAGAUUCAUGCCUUGGAUUUGUCCUUUAGCAACAUGCAGACUCAGCUUGUUGCUGUGUUUUUGGCAGUCGUUGGCUUUCUUGGCACCAUCCUCAUCUGUGCUCUGCCCAUGUGGAAGGUGACUGCCUUCGUUGGGGCGAACAUCGUCACUGCUCAGGUCUUCUGGGAAGGUUUGUGGAUGAACUGUGUGAUCCAGAGUACAGGACAUUUGCAGUGUAAGGCCUACGACUCCGUCCUGGCUUUACCACAGGAGCUGCAGGCCUCCAGGGCUUUGAUCUGUGUCUCAAUCGCUGUCAGCGUGGUGGCCCUCGGGCUCACUGUCGUCGGGGCCCGCUGCACCAACUUCUUCGAUUACGACUCCAGGGCCAAAUCCAAUAUUGGGGUGUCUGGGGGUGCGGUUUUCAUCGUAGCUGGACUGCUGUGCAUCAUUCCUGUCAGCUGGUCGGCUCACAGCAUCAUCACAGGAUUCUACAACCCACUGGCCACCAAUGAGAGAAGGGGAGAGCUUGGAGCCUCCAUAUAUGUGGGCUGGGCAUCUGGAGCUCUGCUUGUAAUUGGAGGAGGGAUACUGUGCAGCACCUACAGGUGCUGAGGCAGGGAAGAUGUACACAACGCUGUCAUCGAUGAUGAAUAGCUGAAUGAGGGCAGUGAUGUGUUCACUGUGAAUGACAUUGUUUGAGAUUGUAGUUGCACUAGGACCGUCUAAAUAAUUGUAUAGCAUACUAAACAUGAAGGAUGAAUUGAAAACGUAUCUAAUAAGAGAGCUCCUUAUGUGAGGUGUUAGUAUGAAGCAUGAAUGAAUACAUAGAUAGGGUAUGGACGAAUCUAUUUUGUAUCUCUGAAUCAUUUUGUAUAUUUGUAUUUUUUUUUUUAACUUGACUAAGUAAAGUAUGUUUUGUAUUUUUGAUAUAAAAAUACCGUCUGUAUAAAAGCAUGAGAAACCUAAAGUAGAUGUGAUUCCGAUGUAUUUGAAUACAAACCUACAAAUAUAAGAAACUUGCCAAUGGAUAUUUUAUUGUGAAUUUUAACAUUUGUCGCUUCGGUUUUAGUCU
Molecule: messenger RNA, 1893 nt
Organism: Solea solea (common sole)
Lineage: Eukaryota; Metazoa; Chordata; Actinopteri; Pleuronectiformes; Soleidae
Product: claudin-4-like
Exons: 1
Coding region: 876-1433 (185 amino acids)
Biological process (GO): bicellular tight junction assembly; cell adhesion
Cellular component (GO): plasma membrane; bicellular tight junction
Molecular function (GO): structural molecule activity
Source: RefSeq, a predicted model, not a curated record